AUUGCACACUUCAGUCUCUUAUUACUCGGAGGCAUUCAAUCUUUGUGCAGACUUUUGCAGUCUCUACGAAGAAAAUGCAGACUAGUAACGAUGACUGCAACGUGACGAAAACAAGACAAUGUUUAUUGGGAGUCAAGUUAGUUAACGUCACAAUAUGAUGACGUCACAAUGGGUUAUAGACACUCCGUAAUCUGGCGCCAUUGUUGCUAGAUGGACUGGAAUGCAGUUUUUUGGUAUGACUUCAAAUAAUUUAUUUUUGACUGAUGAGGAAGUAGAACUAAAGAAAAGGGGGUACAGUCUCGGAACUCUUGUCGGGGAAGGUUCUUACGCAAAGGUGAAAUGUGCGUACUCUGACAAAAAUAAGAAAAGAGUAGCAAUAAAAGUAAUAAACAGAAAGAGAGCUCCUAAAGACUUCCGAGACAAAUUUUUACCCCGAGAACUUGAAAUCCAUACCACACUGGAGCAUCCAAAUAUUGUCAAAUGCAUCGAGUUGAUGGAAUUUCAUAAUAAGGUUUAUAUUGUAAUGGAGUACGCUGGACACGGCGAUUUGUUGGAUUACAUCAGGUUGGGCGGGGCGAUAGCGGAACCCAAGGCAAAAGUCAUGUUCAGACAGAUCUGCUCCGCUAUGAAGUAUCUCCACCAAAAUUGUAUUGUCCACCGAGAUAUGAAGUGUGAGAACCUACUGCUGGAUACUUUUAAUAAUGUAAAGAUCUCUGAUUUUGGAUUCUCCCGGAAGAUCAAUUCUGGGGACAUCUGCAAAACUUUCUGUGGUAGUGCUGCUUACGCCGCCCCCGAAAUUCUACAGGGAAUCCCGUACCACGGCCCAGUCCACGAUAUCUGGAGCAUCGGAGUGGUCCUGUAUAUCAUGGUAUGCGCCACAAUGCCAUUCGACGAUAGCAACAUUAAGAAAAUGAUCAAGGAACAACUGGAUGGAAAAGUACGGUUUUCAAAAUCCAAGAAGUUAACAGCAGAGUGCAAGGAUCUCAUACACCAGAUCUUGGAAGUGAAUGUGAAGAGACGAGCCACUAUCGCCACCGUGUUGGACCACCCCUGGAUGGCGGUGAAAGAGACCGAGUCCGAUAAAGCGCUACACAGAGCAAGAGACAGGGAAGUCAAAAUGAUGGCGGCGUCAGAAGCCCUCAAGUCCAAACUAGCCAAUAUGCCAAAUGUUAAAAACUGAUGUAGCUUUUCUAAUUAUCGCUUAUUGAUAUUAGAUUCUAAUUACGGCAAAUGAUAUCAAAAAUUUUUACAAUGUGAAUAUUUUAUUUAUCACAGACAUUGUUAACAAUAAACACAAAAACACUGUAAGUGUCAGUUUCAACAACAAUAUAAA
Molecule: messenger RNA, 1333 nt
Organism: Ostrea edulis (European flat oyster)
Lineage: Eukaryota; Metazoa; Mollusca; Bivalvia; Ostreida; Ostreidae
Product: testis-specific serine/threonine-protein kinase 1-like
Exons: 4
Coding region: 221-1180 (319 amino acids)
Biological process (GO): intracellular signal transduction; protein phosphorylation; microtubule cytoskeleton organization
Cellular component (GO): cytoplasm
Molecular function (GO): tau-protein kinase activity; protein serine/threonine kinase activity; ATP binding
Source: RefSeq, a predicted model, not a curated record